Molecule: messenger RNA, 7927 nt
Organism: Anopheles coustani
Lineage: Eukaryota; Metazoa; Arthropoda; Insecta; Diptera; Culicidae
Exons: 10
Coding region: 523-4881 (1452 amino acids)
Source: RefSeq, a predicted model, not a curated record
UGCCGUGUGUUGUGGAAUAACUAGUAGUAAAAGCGGUUGAGCAUAGGAUUGAGCGAACAACAAAUGCACUAACGAUGACGGACCAUCAUGCAACUCCCAAGACAUCCUGCAGAACAUUCCACUUUAACCAGAAUCUCGCGUCCGAUAGAAAAAAAUUAUAGAAUGUACACGAAAAUUAAUCGAACAAUAUAACAAUAUCUCCGAUACUACUUGACCGAUACCGAACCAAAAAAAAAGUACAAAUGUCUGCCAUCCGUCGCUGUGACCGUUGCUACCACUACUGCCGCCGUCAGCCGCAAGGGCAUAGCCACCAGAUCGUCCUAGUAUUGUAGCACAGCAUAUAGCACUCGUUCGCAACCAGGAGGAGGGAUUAGCAGUAGCAGCAUCCUUUACAAACUUGACUACUACAACCCGGUCGAAACCCAACCCGGUUGGUCCGUGGAUCAUUGGUAUAAAGUUAGUGGAGGGUGGUGGAGUUCCCUUCGUAGCUGGUGAAGAGAAGAAAAAUUAUUGAACUGGCAAAUGCCCACCAAUAUGGUCCUCGAAACGGGACGAAACAGCGAUGGCACGACGACGACGACGACGACGAUGAAUGCAAAUUCGGCGGUUGCUCUGCGCGGAUCGACAAACAGUAACUCGAGCGGUGGGAUGGGGGGUCCGGUGCUGGUGCGUCCGACCUCGCUGCUCCCGCCAGAAAAGGAACCGGUCAACUUCCAGAUCAACCUGAUCGGUGCCCCACCCGAGGUGGAGCAGCUGAUCGAGCACAUCAAAGCGGUCGCGGAGCAGUUUCUCUAUCAUUGGAAAACUUUUCCCAUCAAUCUCCCCACACCGCUUUCGAUCAGCCCCGGUGGUGGCGUUGGAAAUGGGGCGGGCCAAACUUCCCUUACGGUCUCCGGAGUGGGUGGUGGUAGCAAUGUCAACAUGCAGAACUCGCUCGUCGGCAGCAGUGGAAGCCGGAAGACACGUCCGAUCAACCUGCGCGAUCUGUUUAUCGCACCGCCGUUCGACGAGCUGGAUGCGGUGGCCGCAGACGGCACCGGCGAACCGCGACUGCUGACCAACGCACAACUGCGUUCGUUGCGUGAACGUGGUGAGUUCGAAGUGCCGAGCCUAAACUUUCCCGGCCAGGUGCACCGUUGGCGACUGUCGCAGUUCCUACAGAAGGGCUCCGAGCGGACGCGCGACUCGCUGCUCAGCGAUCUCGCACUUUCCGCUCGCUUCAUCGUCAUUACUGCCAAGGGACGCCUCACUGGCCACUUCUUUUCCGUUGCCCACGCCAUCCGGGCCCUGUUGCAGGGUUUGAUCAAACUGGUCGACAUGGUUGUAGGCGUUCCCUCGUUGCUAGCGCAUAACUUAGAUAAUAAAAUUAAAGAAGAGCGUUGUCGAUUUUUGGUAGCGGAGUUAGUUUGUAGAAGCGAGUACGAAGACUGUCUAGAUUCGUUGUGCAGCUACGUGCGCCACCAGCUGCGUCGGGCAACGAUGGAAAAGUUCGACGUCAACUGCAACCAGGCACAACCGAUCCCGUACCUAUACGUGACACCCAAGGGCCAGGAUAUCGAUCUGCGCCUGUUCUCGAAGGACACGAUGCGGCGCGCCCUUCCGAUCCUUGUUGGCAUCCUGGAGAAGGAAACGCGCGGCUGGUUUCUUCACUUCCGCGAGCGGCUCAUCAGCGAGUUGCGCGAGCGCAAGAUGUCCGACGCGGAGAUCGAGGAGGAGGUUAACGACGCCGUGAUGAAAGAGUAUCUGCAGCGUGUCUACACGUCGAUCCUGUCGAACACCGAUUUGGCGGAGCUGGGCGACAACAUACCGCAGCUGCUGGUACAGCAGGCCCAAUCGGUCGUCAUCAUGCACAAAGCGGUGGAUAAAAUACAGAAGGAGUUGAAAAAGUCGCGCGAAGAGAUGGAAAAGACGUUCCAGGAGCAGCAUCCGGUACUGUCGCGCGUUUAUCCGUGGCUGCGGGCCAAAUUGAACGCCGUCGAGCUGACGAAGCUGUCGAAGAUUACCUGGGGAGCACACGAGGAAGCACUGCGGGCCGCCCAGCGUCACAAUCUACACCAAACGGUGUACUUUCUUAAUCGUGAUUUAGCAUUUAUGAAGGAGCGAGAACCGGUCUUGUUGAAGGAGCUGAAAAAUGCCAAAACACCGACCCGCAACUUUCAGUGGGCCUGCCGCAUCUGGUCGCCCAAGUCUUGGAUCAUUCGGCGCAGCUUUCAAGGCCACUCGGAGGUUAUACCGACCGUGACCUGCCAGCAGGCAACCUCUAUCGUUACGCCCCGUUCGGACCCCAGCCAGCCCGUUUUCCUCGUCGAAAAGGAGUUGAUUCGUUCGACGAGCACCCGCUGGCCGAUGUGGCGCCUGUUAAAUCUCUUCCAGCGCACCUGGACCUGGACUUGGAACAUUAUGUUUCUGCUUGGCGUAAUUGUGCCCUGGUGCAGCCCGCUCGGUCUUCGAGCAUUGUUCUGCAAGAAGCCUUUCAUGGCCGACCUGGAGCUAUCGCAGGUGAACGGAACACUCUUCCCACGCAAAACCAGCAUCACACCGACCAUGUUCUCGCGGCUGAUGGAACUUUGGCGUCAUAUCUCCAAAGCGCGAACCCAUUUCGAGACCGAACCGGAUACGGGUUUCAUCGGCAAAGGGAUGACGCGUCAUCUCAACCGAUUGUACAACUACUUCAUAAAGGGAUUCCUCGGGACGCUCGUCAUUCUGGUGCUAUUUCCUUUGCUCUGCCUCGCCGUAAGUGCAUCGAGUUUGGUGCUCGCCGUUUCCGCCCCCCUUUGGAUGCCAUUCAUCACGGUCACGCUGCAUCUGUACAUGAUGCUUGUGUAUGAUCUAGACUGUCCGGACGAGAGCCGCCGAAAUCGGUACUGCAUUCUGCUCGAAGCGGUCGGAUGGAACAUUGGCGUCCAGGGGCUGCUGCAACCGGUGGCCGCCCUUGUCGUAGCAUCCGUACUCUGUCCGUUGAUCGCGGUGUUGGUGUUCUUCGUCGGCAUCGUACGGUAUUGGGUGCGGCUGUUCUGGGAUGCAGCCACGUUCCAUCUGUUUAUCAAGAAGUGUGGCCGGGUGCCGGCAAGUGACAGUUUCGCAGUACGGCGCAUCGCUGGUCCCGGGUUAGCAUUGGAUUACUACUUUUCGAUCAAACCGGAACAGGCGUUGGCUGCUUUUGAGGCAAAAAUGGAACUGGAUGAAUUGCAGGCAUACCAACAUUCCAUGGAGACUAUCAUCUGUCAACCGCAAAAAGACUUCAGCCAGUUUGUAGAAGCCUGCUUUGGACCGUUUUCGGCACAGCUCUCUAAAACCGUCGGCCCCUACCGACAGCUAGAACGUGAGGGCCAGGAUCUGAUGGUAUCGUUGCACGAGAAGCUCGAGAAGCGACGCCGCGACUUGCAGACGGGACUGACGACGGCGGUAAAGUCGCGCAUCAAGCUGAACACGAUGGAGCUAAAGAUUGUCAUCCAGCAGUCGGCGUACAUGCUGGAGAAGUUCUAUCCCUCGCACGUGAUCGCUCGGCUGUCGAUCAGCGAGGAAGAGUUUUGGGACGCAAAGGGCCUCUCGGUGGGCGAUUGGGCCGGUCUUGCCGGGAUGCUGUAUGCGGACAUUUUUAGCCUGGAUUUCCUGACGCCACUUUCGGACACGGACACCCAGUUCAAGCUGGAACCGCACGCGCAGCUCGACCUCAGCCGGUACACCGAGAUGGUGCAGAACACCAGCGACAUCAUGGGCAUCAAUGGACCGGACCUGCUGGGGAACGUGUAUGCACCGCGUGGCAACAUUCAGGUGCACUCGCCGUAUCUAGAGGUGUCCGCAUUCAAUCCACGAUCGCGGGUUAUGAUCAACUCAAGGCGGGCAGAAAAACGGAACGAUACAUCGUCCUCCGGUCUGACGACACCACGCGUGCGAGCUCGCCGCUCGCCGAUACCCUCGCCGAAACACAAAACCGCGAGUUGGAAACCAUGGAAGCGGAAACAGCAACCAAAGCAUGCGGCGGACAAAAUGCUGAUUCCGCUGCCGAUUCCGCACCCGGUGCACAUCGCCAUAUCAAUCUAUAACCGUGAUUCGGAUCAACCGAUUCCGAUUGAGUCGGACCUUUGCUGGGAGAUAUUGCGCUCGAUUGAGGAGUGUCAAGGCGAUCAGGAGGCGAUUGUACGUUUCCGCGAGUUGGCCGAUCGCAUUGACGGUCACCACCAUCAUCAUCAUCAGCACCACCACCAUGCCGGAAACCGUUCGGUGGGUAUUAGUGUCGAUGGGCUGGCAGCUAUCGAUAGUAGCAUCGAUUCACUCGACUCGCAAAACUCGUCUAACUCGGGGACCAAGGACAGCAUGGACAUGAUAGCGGGUGCAACAGAAACCCUUCCGUGCACCAAUCGCGAAGUCACGAUCGUGAUGCCCUCGACAGUACUUGGUGCCGACGAUGAUGUAGAUAUUACGGUUGGUGGUCGAGAUCUGGGUGGUAGCGAUGCGAUCCAGCAGCAACAACAGCAGCAGCACAGUACCGUCGUUAUGAUGCCUUCGACAAAUGGCACCGGAAGUGUCACGACGACGACGGUAGCGUCGGCAGCCGGUGCAGGUGUCACUACACCUUCCUCUGCUACGGCCAGUGCCGGACCGACGCACUUCCACUGGACGUUGCGCAACUGGGGCGGAGGGAACGGUCAGGGGCAGGGAGGAAAUCGUCGGCGUAACACGAGCUACACAUACAGCAGCACUACGACCAGCGGCGGUGGAGGUGCCGGGGGUCAGCUGAACAGUGGCAGUGCGACCAACUCGGCCAACGAUAGCCAGCUGGAUCAAAUUCGUGUUGAUCUCGCCAGCCCGGAAGAUAUCUCCCUUGACACGGACAGCUCGCGGGCCAUGUUCACGGCCGCGUACGGAACAACCGUUUGAGUGGACGCACCACCCUGCCUUCUCCUAUCGAAUUCCGUUGGCACGCACGCGCUUCCUAAAGCCCUGAUUGCGAGGGCCUACCAAGAGGGUGCCUAGUGCAGGAGAAGAUACAGGGCAUGACUCCAAACAAACGCUUUUCCCUGCGGAAAAUGCUCUCUUAUCACCGCCCUUCUAUUUCUCUGGAGGACCCAUUACUACAAGUAAUGCGUAGAGUUACACCGCAAGGAUGGGACCGUGUGUGUGAACUUUUUGGGCGGCGAUCUUUCUUUUUUUUUUUUGAUCCCGUUCAAUUGCCAUUGUUUUCGUCGAAAAAAAGAAUGGACAUUUUAUUUUAUGCAUUAAUCACUCACUCAGUGUCAUAGACAUAAGCAGCAUGAAUUAAUUGUUAAGUGUAUCCACACACACACAAACACACAUACAAAACCAACAACCCUACCUUUAUUUGUGUCUAGUCGCAUUUUGUUUAACAUUUUGUUUAUUUUCUGUUGCCUUUUUUAUUACGUUGUGAUUUGUUUUUUAACCUACCCCUUAACGUUACCCAUUGUUUAGUGUCCGUGUUUAGGUUUUCUGUUUUCUUUUGCUUUUACCUUCUGUCGAUCGUAGUAAGCCCGUCGUCUAACAAACCCUUCUGCUUUUGGUGUACAAAAUUGCAAAGUUACAAAAAAAGUACCCGAUCAAAGAGUACUCGAUGGAAAAGUAUCCAAACGUAAUCGAACAGCACAGGCCAUGACGAGUUGAAGUUUCAAAACCGAAGAAUAGCCGUGGUUUGAAGGAGCAAAAAAAGAAUAAUCAUUUUGCACAUUGCAAACCCAUCGGAAGCGAUAAUGCUAUCGGGUGGAGGAAACUAUGGAGCAAAAAUAUCUUCCAAAUUUUCUAAAAACAUCAUCCAGAGUCGUGUAGAAAAGCCGUAUUGUAAAAUGGAACGGUUAAACGGUUAAAUACCGACUAUGGGAAAAAAACAACCAGCGUGAUGCUCGGAAUUAGGAACUCUAGGAUAAGAUUUACGUUUGCGGCUCUCUAAUUAUCUUUCUCACACUCACUCUUGACUCGCUUGUAUUGCAAACAUAAUGCUUAUAGUACCGGUUUAACAUACUUACCUAUUUAUAGAAAAUCGUCUAACGGUGUAGUGUUUGACUACGAAAGUCAGAGUAGAAUUUUAUAUCAUACAAGCGAAAACAGAAACAUUCUAUGGGAAUCAGAACCAAAACAAAACCACACAACUAUGCCAUGUUUGUGUAUGCUUUGGCUUAUUGAUGGACAACGUUGCAUUUGUGUUAGGAAGGUAGAAUUGGUCUUCUGCCACAUGCAAUUUGGUUUAGCCUGGCCAUCCCGGCCUAUGCCCUCGGAUGCGAUCUAACGCAAGUGAAAAAGAACUCGAAAAGAAUUCGUGUGUGGCACAAUAGAACAAAUAAUCAAGUUUUUUUGCGAUAAGAGAAGAGUAGGUGGGCCAAACUAUCAAAUUUCCACAGUGCGCAAGGUGGAGAGGUAAAUUGGCCCACCGAUCGUGUAGUAUUCAUUCUGUGUGUAUUACAGAACUCAUUCACAAAGUCGUACAAACAAAUUUAAACAAUUCCCAUGUCACAAAUUGAAUACUCUUUUAAUUACGUAUCUCGUAUUAGUACGUUACAAAUUAUGUAAAAUUGCUUUAUUAUUUUUUCUUUAUUCCAUAUUCUGCGUACCUUUAAAACAUGCCCUCUUUUCUAUUCCAGUUGUUGUGAUACUCUAUUGAAACAGAUUCCAGUCCUAUUCCAGCCAAUUUGAUGAAAAGUUGGAUCAUUCCAAGAGAAAAAGAAGAAAAGGAAAUUUAUAAAAUUGUUUCCCUCUUUCAUGCUUCUCCGUUUACCAGUACAUUUUAUAAUUUUUUAAUUUUUAUUACACAUUUAUUACCUUUCCUUUUAAAGCUCAACUACAUUCAAACGAGUUUUUUGGUCGAAUUUAUUAUUCGAUAGAAAUAAAUAAACAGGCAACAUGCGGAAUUCCACGAAUAGUCGUCAGAUAGUGUACCACAAUUGAACCAAAGAUAGGACGAAACCUAGAAUCUGACACACGCCUCUCUACGCAAUUUUGUUUUUUGCUUAACAUUUACACGUGCAGCUAUGUUUCCGUUGUAAGGCAAUUUUGAUGAUAGUCUUUCCGUUCGACUAAGCCUUUUUAGAAAUAUAAACUUAUGCUGGAUAAAGAGGCAACUUACCAAGCUGCAGCUACAAUAUACAUGACUGCGAGGAACCGCGAGAAAUCAUGAAACCUCAUUACCUGUGCGUCUGAAAACCAGUAUGUAGUCUAUAAAGCCAAUCGAUUAUUUACUUGGCGUUUAAUAUUGUUUUUUGUUGUUCGAAAUAAUACCAUUUCCAGAAGCUUUUGUUGCGUAAUCUUAAUCGAAAUUACUUUUCAUUUAUCAAUCGCGCCUUUUAGUAUGUGUAGUCGUUUUAGUCACUCGAAUCGUUGUUCGAUGUAAAUACUCACCCACUCUCCGAUAACCCACAUGUUCGUUAGCCGGCAUCGCGAACGUCAUCUGACAAAUAAGAAGGUAGAUUAAAGAUAAUUCAAGGAAGGCCAUUAGCCUUAGACUAACCGGUAGGGUUCUACUGGGUAACAUAUAAACCAAAAUCCCCCCUCAUCAUGACCCCUGCGAGACUUUCCGUUACGUUUCCUGCAGAGUUUGCAUCUAAUAAAUUUCUCAUUCGUCGCAAAUGUGAUUAAGUCAUGUAUUGAUCAGUUUUUGCGCAACGGAAGAUCCAACCGACAAUGAUCCCCGACGGUCGUAAAGUUUAGACAGAUGGCAGCAAAGUAUAAUAGAAAUUAAUACUGCAACAGGAAAUAAAAUUCAACUGCAACAGAUCGUUUGUGCUAAUGCAAUCAGAAAGAGAGAAAAUGAGUUAAGAACGUAUGAAAACAUUAAAAAAGAGUUAAAAGAACCGAGCAACAAAACUAACGAAGAAAGAAAUGGAUAAUAUAAACGAGACUACUACAAAUGGAUUGAAUUUAAAGAAAACAUUUAAAUAUAAUAAAUUUAAUGAAACAUUGAUUUGUUCUUGAGAACAGGUUA